This is a messenger RNA of Cornus florida, 2099 nucleotides long. RefSeq names its product putative pentatricopeptide repeat-containing protein At5g37570. Gene Ontology annotation, biological process: RNA modification. The transcript has a single exon. The record is from RefSeq and is a predicted model, not a curated record. Gene Ontology annotation, molecular function: protein binding; RNA binding. The coding region runs from base 199 to 1869 and encodes 556 amino acids. NCBI's taxonomy places the organism in Eukaryota, Viridiplantae, Streptophyta, Magnoliopsida, Cornales, Cornaceae.
UGUGUGUUAUUGGCCGGACAUUGGAAUGAGCCGCGGCAUUGCAUGAAAAAUAGGUUUCCGGUCCACAUAGUACAGUACACUAUAAGCGUCUCGCGCGUGAUAGAUUUGUCUUGCCUCUGAUUCUUGCGUAGAACUAUGUUUCGUUAUCUACCUAGUCUCGUCACAUUUUGUUACCGAAGCUAAUGGGUCAGCAAAAUCAUGAGUCUGAUCAGUCGAUGCUCAAAGCUGACUGAAUCAUCAAGCUCUUCGUCUCCCUCAAUCUUAACUCUUCUCAACGCUUGCAAAACCUUUCGAAACCUCGAACAUAUACACACCCAAAUCAUCCAACGAGGUAUAGAGCAAGACCAUAUUAUCAUAAGCCGCUUUAUCACUCUCUGCAACUCUCUCUCUUCCAACAUCGCAUAUGCUACUAGUGUUUUCGACAGGGUCAUUCAACCCAAUAUCUAUCUCUGGAACACGCUCAUCAAAGGCUAUACAGAACACUCUUCUCUUGAUGGGUCUGUUUCAAUUUUUGUCCGGAUGAAGCGAAAUGGAACUGUUGUUCCUGAUAAAUUUACGUUUCCUUCGUUGCUUAAAGCUUGUUCGAAUGAAUUGGCGUUGAAGGUCGGGCGGGCCAUUCAUGGGUCGAUAGUGAGGCAUGGGACUGAUGGUGAUGUUUUUGUUGGGUCGAGUUUGAUUGACUUUUACGGGAAGUGCCGAGAAAUUAAUUGUGCACUUAAGGUGUUCAAUGCAAUGAGUGUGAGAAAUGUGGUUUCUUGGACCGCUAUGAUUGUUGGGUUUGUAAAUGUUGGGGAUUUGGGACAAGCAAAGAGGCUGUUUGAUGAAAUGCCGAUUAGGAAUCACGCCUCGUGGAAUGCGAUGAUCAGUGCGGUUGUCAGAUCUGGUGAUUUGAGGGGUGCUAAGAAGUUGUUUGAUGAAAUGCCUAUUAAGAAUGUGGUCUCUUUUACUGUUAUGAUUGAUGGGUAUGCCAAGGCAGGUGACAUGGCGAUGGCGAGGUUUUUGUUUGACCAGUCGCCAAAUAUAGACAUUGUUGCUUGGUCGGCUUUGAUAUCAGGUUAUACACAGAAUGGCAAUCCUAAUGAGGCUGUUAAAUUAUUUGUUGAAAUGGAUUCGAGGAAUCUAAAGCCUGAUGAAUAUAUAAUGGUGAACUUGAUGUCUGCUUGUUCCCAAAUUGGUUGUUUGGAACUGGCUAAAUGGGUUGAUUCUUAUGUGAGCAGGAGUUCAAUUAAUCUCCGGCAAGCUCAUGUUUCUACCACUCUAUUAGACAUGAAUGCAAAAUGUGGAAACAUGGAGAGAGCUACCAUCUUGUUCGAACAGAUGCCUAAGCGGGACCUCGUUUCAUAUUGUUCCAUGAUACAAGGCCUGUCAAUUCAUGGGCAUGGCGUUCAAGCUGUUGGCCUCUUUGCCAGGAUGCUAAAUGAAGGUCUUACCCCUGAUGAUGUUGCCUUUACGGUCAUCCUGACAGCUUGUAGUCAUGCAGGCCUUGUUGAAGAGGGCUGCCGCUAUUUUGAUUCCAUGAUACAUGACUACUCUCUUGUUCCUUCUCCUGAUCACUAUGGAUGUAUUAUCGAUCUUCUUGCACGGUCAGGAAAUGUAAAAGCAGCAUAUGAGCUCAUAAAAUCAAUGCCUGUGGCCCCUCAUGCUGGGGCCUGGGGUGCACUUCUUGGGGCUUGUAAGCUGCAUUGCAAUGUUGAGUUAGGCGAAGAAAUUGCGAAUCACCUUUUUCAGCUUGAGCCUUGCAAUGCUGGCAAUUACGUAUUGUUGUCUGACAUAUAUGCAGCAGCAGAUCGGUGGUUGGACGUAUCUCUUCUAAGGAACAGAAUGAAGGAGAGAGGGAUUAGAAAGAUACCUGGCCGCAGUUGGUUAUAAUUCAAAAUUCUUGGUCUCAUGGUAUCAUUUCUAUACAGAGCCAUGGUUAUUGUAUGUAUGUAUGUGCAAAUAUAUAUAUAUAUAUAUCUUUAGCAAGUAUUUGUGUCAUAUUUUGCCAACUCUAUCUUUUCAAGAUUCUUGAGUUAUUGGUUCCUUCUUAUCAUAUACAUGACACAAGAUAUCAAUGGCUAUGAGGUUGUAUUAUUAUGGGCUACUAGAAACAGCAUACA